ACUCCCAUCAAAGUGAAACGCCCAACAAAGAAAAACACCAGCAAGGAAAAAUGGACAGUAAUCCUGAGGCAUCUUAUGGACAUGGCCAACUGCAGUCUGCAAGUUACGGGGAGUUUUGUAAUCCGGUGACUGAUCAAGAACCAGAAAUGAGGUGCUUAGCUCCUACGACUUUAGAACCGGCAAGCCCUCAGCAAAAGUCCCAUCCUCAACGCCCGUUACAAUGCAUGCCUCUACAGGAACCUGCACAUGGAUCCGACCAACAACAUUUAACAAAUUACCAGGCUCCUCUUGCUGUUCUUCAAAGUAAUCUUGGCCGUAACGGCGCUAGAACAGAGCUGGUUGAGAGUGCCACUGAUUUCACAGCUAAUCCAUCAAAUCAGUAUGAUAUGGAACUUUACAAUAUCAUGUAUCCGAAAUUUAAUGGCAGCUUUGAUGAAUUCCUUAUUCAGCAGCCAGCAACUCAACCCAAAGGCCUAAUAGACAAUAUUACAUACGUUUCUGCAUUGCCUGAUUUUCAGCAGACUAAAGAUAAUGAUGUAGAACAGCCAUCAAUUAUACUUGUGGAGUAUGAAGUAUAUGACCUGGUUCAAGUAUGCAGCGAAUCAGGCCCGCACCUAACAAAUUGGGAUGCAGACAAAGAGCAGCAAACAUUCCAGCAUACAUAUAAACUACCAGAUGGAGAAAUGAUCUUAAUUGGUAUGGAUGAAAAAGACAGCCUGGUACAAAUUUCUACAGUCUCUGAUUUGUGGGUAAAGCUCGCAACCCCUGGUGAGAAUCUUAAGCAAUUCUUGCGUAAGAACUGGUCUAACAUGUUGCAUUAUUUACCAGUUAUUUACCAGUCAAAGCAAUGUCGCUGGCAGGAAGAGGAACCCGAUCCAAAGGAUUUAAAGUUAUGGUUCAAGGCUAUCACGGAAAAGUACUGGACUGUAAUGCUGGGGAAGACAGACAAGAUCCCCACAAAUGAAGAGGAAGGCAUCAUGUGGCAGAAAAAAUUUAUGGAAAGAUGUGAAACAGUCAGGCCACGUGCCAGAGGAAGGCCUUAUUAAUUCUCAACCUCAUGUUACCAGAAAAAUGUA
Molecule: messenger RNA, 1076 nt
Organism: Penaeus indicus
Lineage: Eukaryota; Metazoa; Arthropoda; Malacostraca; Decapoda; Penaeidae
Exons: 2
Coding region: 51-1046 (331 amino acids)
Source: RefSeq, a predicted model, not a curated record